Molecule: messenger RNA, 1200 nt
Organism: Diabrotica balteata
Lineage: Eukaryota; Metazoa; Arthropoda; Insecta; Coleoptera; Chrysomelidae
Source: the annotation of a GenBank genome assembly
AUGACAUUUUCUGUAACCGAUCAACCACAGGUGCAUAUCCAGGAUAUAGAUUAUGUGUCAAAUGGAGUUACUAAUAAACAUACAAAAGACAAUUCAGAGAAAAGUACCAGUGCAUUUCUAUAUUUUGCAGCAAUUAUUGCAAAUCUCAAUUUCAUCACCUUAGGAACAGUUAUUAUAUGGGUAUCACCAGUAACAUCCAAACUACGUUCAGAGGACCCAGAUGAGAACCCUCUAGGAGCACCCAUUACAACAAUCGAGUUAUCUUUUGUGGGAUCACUAUCUCAAAUAGGAAUGGUUGUUGGUACAUUAGUUUUCGAGAGGGUAUUAAAUAAAUUUGGACGUAAAAUGUGUUUAAACAUAUUUACUGUACUUCUUGUCUGCGCCCUACCAGAAUCUCCUGUUUAUCUUAUAAUUAAAAAGAAUAGACCAGCAGCGGAAUUGGCUUUAAAUCAAUUUUUAAAACAAGAUUCUAUAAGAGUCAAAGAAGUAGCAGAUAAAAUUGAAUUUAACUUAAGUCAAAUUACAAAAACUGAAAAAACAAAUAUUACAGUAAUAUUUACCGACCGAGCUGCGAGGAACGGAUUUAUUGCGGCUUGUGUUCUGAUGAUAUUAACCGCAACUUGCGGACUACCCUCUAUUAUGAGUUAUCUACAACCUAUUUUUGACGCAGCUGGAACAGAAGUAUCAGGCUCUAUCUAUGCAAUCAUUGUUGGUUUUAUACAAGUUUUGUUGUAUUUUAUUGCCUCGGUGUUAGUGGAAAAGUGGGGACGAAGACCUUUACUUUUAUUUUCUUCGAUAGCAAGUACCAUUCCUCUGCUUAUUCUAGGAGCGUACUUUUAUUUCCAAAGCAUUGGAUCAUCCUUCGUAAAUCAUAUUACAUGGUUCCCUGUAGUAGGUAUUAUUGUUUUAGUAGUGACUGCUGUAAUAGGUAUCUGUUCAGUAUCAUUAGCAUACAUGAACGAUGUUUUUACUAGUAAUAUUAAAGCAACAGCAAUAUCCCUUAUUUAUUUUGUAAGUGGACUUGUUUUGGCAGCUUCCGUUUUUCUCUUUCCAAUAAUAGAGGAACAAAUAGGACUUGCUUGGAGCUUUUGGAUAUUUUCUAUUCUUUCGGGACUAGGAUUUAUUUUUAUAUAUUUUAGAGUUCCCGAAACUAAAGGGAAAAAUAUAUUAGAGAUUCAAGAAAUACUAAGGAAAUACUAG